Messenger RNA from Gloeophyllum trabeum ATCC 11539, 3691 nucleotides. RefSeq lists its product as uncharacterized. The coding region runs from base 45 to 3581 and encodes 1178 amino acids. Gene Ontology annotation, biological process: negative regulation of transcription by RNA polymerase II. The record is from RefSeq and is a predicted model, not a curated record. Gene Ontology annotation, cellular component: Sin3-type complex; chromatin. Lineage: Eukaryota; Fungi; Basidiomycota; Agaricomycetes; Gloeophyllales; Gloeophyllaceae. Gene Ontology annotation, molecular function: transcription corepressor activity. The transcript has 11 exons.
AUAGUUCCGCCAUCGUUCAAACCGUUAUACACCGAAGGAGAGCGAUGUCGCAGAAAGGUUCACGAAUGGGUUCCGAGGGCGAAAUGAUGCGAUCUGCGUCAGUCUCACGGCCGUCAUCGUCACAGCGAACGCAGCGAAAGUUAGCCGAGGAACCAGCAGAAGCGCCCGGUCGUCUCUUCCCUUCGUCCGCGUACGACCUCAUGCCAGUAUACCCCGGGGCACAUUCGCAGAUUAUGUCUGGAGACGGCGCGAACGCGCAGGACAGGCCACUGGAUGUUACGGACGCACUGGGCUAUUUGGAUGCUGUGAAGGUGCAGUUCCAUGACCGCCCGGACGUGUACAACCAGUUUUUGGACAUCAUGAAGGAUUUCAAGAGCCAGAUCAUAGACACCCCCGGCGUGAUUCAACGCGUGUCUUCACUCUUCCGCGGCCAUCCCGCCCUCAUCCAGGGCUUCAACACGUUCCUGCCACCGGGGUACCGUAUCGAAUGCAGCAGCAACUCACAAGAAACGAACCUCAUCACCGUCACCACGCCUACAGGGACGACGACUCGGUCGGCCGCUACGUACAUGGAAGCGCCGCCACGCGAGCUUGCUGGUCACGCCUCGACCUCGAUGCUUCUCGACCCGAACCCCGGCUACCAGGGCAUGCCGCCACCCUCCGCGCCACCCAGGGACCAAAAGGCGCCGUUACAAUCCGCGAUGAAUUAUGUUCAAAAGAUCAAACUGCGCUUUACGGACGAGCCGGACACAUAUAGGCAAUUUUUGGAGGCGCUGAACAACCACGCGGAUGAGCAGGAGGCUUUGUUAGCGCGGGUGGAGAUGAUUUUCAAGGACGAACGGGGCCUGUUUGAAGAGUUCAAGGAGUUUGUCGCCACGCAGAGAGCGCACAUCGCGGACAUGAUGACGGGCGACUCGCGCGCGCCGACACCAGAAUCCCGACCAUCUCGGAAGAGAGGGGAGCCCUCGGGCUCAUCUACUGCUCAAGGGUCGGCCAAGAGGAAGCGGAAGCCCGCAGAGAAGGAGAACGCGCCCUCUACGAAGGCUGGUGGACAGAAGAAAGGCAAACAGACGGCAAGCCACAAUGAAGCCUCGAGCUCCCGCACACAGAAACCACCGUCCCCUCGCACUGCCAAACUGCACCACCACCAGGCCCUCGCUGCGAACCCUAACUACCCAUCCACAUCACACUCCCUCCCCCUAAUGCCGCCGCCAAACGUCGUUCUCAGCCAACAAGACGAGAGCAACUUCUUCGACCGCGUGAAGCGGAUGCUCGACAGCCGGGAGACGUUCAACGAGUUCCUGAAGAUCGUGAAUCUGUUCACGCAGGACAUCAUCGACCGCUCGCGUCUGAUCAAGGAGAGCCGGACGUACCUCGGCUCCGGGGAGCUGAUGGCGCAGUUCAUGGAGAUCCUGGGGUGGGACGAGAGGAAGGAGGCGGAGAGGAUCUCGGCGGAGCAGCUGGAGCAGGCGUGGGUAAACCGUUCGCCCAGGGUGCUUGAUGUCCCGCGGAGAGUGGACCUGAGCGCGAGGUAUGGCAGCUAUCGACGUCUUCCAGAAAACGAAAUCAACGUGACAUGCUCGGGCCGGGACGAUAUGUGCAAGGCUGUACUCAAUGAUGAGUGGGUCUCUCACCCUACUUUCGCCAGCGAAGAUUCUGGCUUUGUGGCACACAAGAAGAAUGUCUACGAGGAAGCCCUUCACCGCAGCGAAGAAGAACGGCACGAGUACGAUUUUCACAUCGAAGCUAUCACUCGCACCAUCAGCGCUCUCGAGCCCAUAAACAACAAGAUCGCACAGCUGAGCGCCGAGGAACGCAGCAACUUCAAGCUCAAAGCUAACCUCGGUGGCGUCGGCAAAAGCAUCCAUCAAAGGGUCAUAAAGAAGAUAUACGGGCGCGAGGCCGGCUUGGACGUCAUACAAGCGAUGCAGGACUCUCCCGCCCUCGCCAUCCCCGUGGUCCUGGGCCGGCUGAAGCAGAAGGAGGAAGAGUGGAAGCGCGCACAGCGAGAGUGGAACAAGGUGUGGCGGGAGGUCGAUGCGCGGAACUACGAAAAGUCGCUCGAUCACCAAGGCAUCACGUUCAAAAUGAACGACAAGAAGGCGACCAGCACGAAGGCGUUCCUCAACCAAAUCGAAGCUGCUCGAGACGAGCAGAUAGCGAAGCGCGCAGUUAUGGUUGACCCACUAUUCUCGAGGGCGCGGCCGAGACAUCAGUUGGAGUACUUCGUCGAAGAUAUCUCGGUGCUGCAAGAUGCGCUGCGAUUGACCCUCAGCUUCCUCGACCGCACCCAGAAUCAAAUAGGGUUCACUGAGCGGCGGCGCAUAGAAGGCUUCAUUCGGCUGUUUGUUCCCAUGUUCUUCAUGCUUGACCACGCCAGCUUCAACGCCGCCUUCAUCGCUCGGCGAGAGGUAGGUGACAGCGAGACUAGUGACGAAGUUGCCAGUAUAAUAGAUGAGGCGGAGAUCGUCAGUGUCGCGAGCAGCAACUCAAGAAAUGGCAGAGGCACGCGGAAGAUGGGUGGCGGGAAUGCGGGCGACUUACGCAAGAAGCUGCUGAAGAGCGAGCAGGCCAAGUCGACGAGUAGGCGCACGAGAGCCCAGGAGUUGGCUUCCCCCAAUACAUCGCGGCCUGCGUCACCAGCUCUGACUGACCCGAUGCAGGUGGACGCGGAGGAGAGUAAGCCGCAGGUAUCGGAGAAGAAUGGAGAGCCGUCGAGUUCAUCCAAUGGAGCUCCUGUAGAACGGACGGACCGUAAAGGCUCAUUCUUCACAAAUACCAUCUUCUAUGUCUUCAUACGGCUAGUUGAGCUUCUCUAUUCUCGACUCCUACUAUACAAGCACCUGAGUGGAUCUUCCUCCCGUCAACAGCAUUACGCUAUGCUGUUGGAUGCGUGCGAGAGACUGUUCGACAACGAUAUCGAGCAGCAUUCGUUUGAGGAUCAAAUGAGGCAGUUGUUUGGACCUAGGGAUGCAUAUCGGAUAUUCACCGUGGACAAGGUGAUAGGGCCCAUGAUCAAGCAAAUACAACUUGCUUUGUCAGAUUCUAAAUCAAUGGAACUAUACGAGUUGCUGAAGAAGGAGCGGGCGAUCACGUCCCCCGUAUCCCAGGAUUACAUCAACCUGAGGAAGCAAGCUGAAGCAAUCUUGGGUCCUGAUGAAAACCUAUUCCGCAUUGACUGGUAUCCAGAUCUUAAAUCGGUGACUAUCCAGCUGUUAGGGAAGGAUGACGCAAGUGACACAGACCCGGAGGUACUCAGUGGUCGCUGGCAAGCUUAUCUCGAUUCCUUCGUUUCUGGUGAUUCCGCUGCAGGUCUCCCACCUAACAAAGUCAGAUCACCCUUCUUACGCAGGAAUCUACCGCAAUCGCUCGAGCUGCCCAAAAUCGCCGCACGUGGGGGCUUGGAGAUCAAGGUCUGCGUGCGGACGUAUCGGCUGUUCUUCGUAUCGCACACCGAGGAUGUCUUGUUUCGAACGAAGACACAGGAGGAGCUUGACCGUGCGCAAAAGUAUCAGCCCCGACCGUUCAAGGACGGAUUGCUUGGAAAGAGCCAGACCCCGCCUGUGCAGCAGCCCAGUUGAUAUAUGUUUCCUGCGCCUGUUCUUUUGGUCGUUCGCAUUUAUCAUUAUUAGAUGUAUAAAUAUCGUAAUUGGGACCUGGGACCACAUAUCCAGUAUCCUGCUAAGUUGUG